UCUGCAGCCGUUUGCACCUCCAUCUCGCGCCGCACCACUGCGUUCAUUCAGAGCGAUAAAGUAAAGCAAAAGCCGGCAGAAGAGAAGAUGUCGACGUGCGAGGCGAGCCUGGCGCCGCUGCUGGGCCCGGCGGCGGCGAACGCGACGGACUACCUGUGCAACCAGUUCGCGGACACGACGUUGGCGGUGGACUCCACCUACCUGCUCUUCUCCGCCUACCUCGUCUUCGCCAUGCAGCUGGGCUUCGCCAUGCUCUGCGCGGGUUCCGUGCGCGCCAAGAACACCAUGAACAUCAUGCUCACCAACGUGCUGGACGCCGCCGCGGGGGCGCUCUUCUACUACCUCUUCGGCUUCGCCUUCGCCUUCGGGACGCCCUCCAACGGCUUCAUCGGGAAGCACUUCUUCGGCCUCCGCAGCAUCCCCGCGAUCGGCGGCUUCGACUACAGCUUCUUCCUUUUCCAGUGGGCCUUCGCCAUCGCCGCCGCCGGGAUCACCUCGGGCUCCAUCGCCGAGCGGACGCAGUUCGUGGCAUACCUCAUCUACUCCGCCUUCCUCACGGGCUUCGUCUACCCGGUCGUGUCCCACUGGAUUUGGUCCGCCGACGGCUGGGCCUCGGCGUCCCGGACUUCCGGCCCGUUACUGUUCAACUCUGGUGUCAUUGACUUCGCGGGCUCCGGGGUGGUUCACAUGGUCGGCGGCGUGGCCGGGCUCUGGGGCGCGCUCAUCGAGGGCCCCCGCAUUGGGCGGUUCGACCACGCCGGCCGGUCCGUGGCGCUGCGCGGCCACAGCGCGUCGCUCGUCGUGCUGGGCACCUUCUUGCUCUGGUUCGGCUGGUACGGGUUUAACCCCGGCUCGUUUCUGACCAUCCUUAAAUCCUACGGGCCGGCGGGCAGCAUCCACGGGCAGUGGUCGGCCGUGGGCCGGGCCGCGGUGACGACCACGCUCGCGGGCAGCACGGCGGCGCUGACGACGCUGUUCGGGAAGAGGCUCCAGACGGACCACUGGAACGUGCUGGACGUCUGCAACGGGCUGCUGGGCGGGUUCGCGGCCAUCACGGCGGGGUGCUCCGUGGUGGACCCGUGGGCCGCCAUCGUGUGCGGGUUCGUGUCCGCGUGGGUGCUCAUCGGGCUCAACAGGCUCGCGGCCCGGUUCAGGUUCGACGACCCGCUGGAGGCGGCCCAGCUGCACGGCGGGUGCGGGGCGUGGGGCGUCGUGUUCACGGCGCUGUUCGCGCGGAAGGAGUACGUGGAGCAGAUCUACGGCGGGCCGGGCCGGCCGUACGGGCUUUUCAUGGGCGGCGGCGGGCGGAUGCUGGGCGCGCACGUGGUGCUGAUCCUGGUGAUCGCGGCGUGGGUGAGCUGCACCAUGGGCCCGCUCUUCCUGGCGCUGAACAAGAUGGGCCUGCUGCGCGUCUCGGCCGAGGACGAGAUGGCCGGCAUGGACCAGACGCGGCACGGAGGGUUCGCGUACGCGUACACCGACGAGGACGCCAGCAGCAGGCCCGCGGACCGCGGUGCCGGCGGGUUCAUGCUCAAGUCGGCGCAGACGGCGCAGGUCGCGGCGGCCGCCAGUCCCGGCGCGGGUGGCCAGGUCUAGUGGUUUUUAUCACUGUUAUCCAGUAACAGAUGAAAUGCGUGCAACGUCUCGAUCGAUAUACUGUCCUUCCCCUUUUGCUGGCUUGGAAUUGGUCUCUCCAAGCCAUCAUCAUUUGAAAUGAUGCUAAAUGUUAGUACUCGUUUCUGAGAUCCUAAAUGUUACUGCUUGAUUGUAUAAUAAGAUACUGGGCCUGUGGUUCGGAAGCUCGAAAAACAGGGAAAAAAAAAAUGAAAUCCCCCUUGUGCCAGGACGGCAUAUUGACAGUGACAGACAGAUCGGCCGUACGGUGUCUGAGAGCGAGUCCAACAGUUCCUCUG
Messenger RNA from Brachypodium distachyon (stiff brome), 1913 nucleotides. Its product is annotated as ammonium transporter 1 member 2. The record is from RefSeq and is a predicted model, not a curated record. Gene Ontology annotation, molecular function: ammonium channel activity. The coding region runs from base 88 to 1596 and encodes 502 amino acids. Gene Ontology annotation, cellular component: membrane. The transcript has a single exon. NCBI's taxonomy places the organism in Eukaryota, Viridiplantae, Streptophyta, Magnoliopsida, Poales, Poaceae. Gene Ontology annotation, biological process: ammonium transmembrane transport; ammonium homeostasis.